Molecule: messenger RNA, 1596 nt
Organism: Owenia fusiformis
Lineage: Eukaryota; Metazoa; Annelida; Polychaeta; Sabellida; Oweniidae
Source: the annotation of a GenBank genome assembly
CCUUAAAAUCGGUCAAAUGCUUGAUUAGUUCUAUUGCUCCCUUUUCAAAGUUUUGUUUUGCCCGCGCCAUUUUUUAAUUCUCGCAUAUUCUCGUUCGGAAUCUUACUUUAUUUCUAAGAGUUUUGCAGUUUACAAUACAACCACACUUCUGAAUAGAUUCCCUACAUUAUAUGAAUACUAUUUGUUAUAUGUUUAUACAUAACAAAAGACAAAACAAUCUUUUGAAUAUCAACUAUGAGUAAAUCUCCCGAUGAAAUCCUGAACUCUCGCUCUACGUUCAUUCCUGAAAGAUGACCUCAAAGAAAAACCAUAAAUAAAGUUGUUUAGGUUGAUUGAAUGAUCAAAGCACAAUGGAGGCAAGGAAUCAUCCAUGCUAUUGCUGCAGUCGUUACCAGGGCUUACAAAGGGACAUAAUGCCAAUGAAUCUCGAUAGUGCCCUGAAUGAACUAGGAAUGCUGAGCUCAGUUACAGAGAGCAGGAAACAAUAUCUCAGUGAGAGGAAUCGUAACCAUAAUAGAUCUAAAUCUGAGCAGGGCACUAGUAGUAGCCAACUUCCCGACACCGGUGAUAAUGCUAUGUCUAGUACAGGAUCUGAGAGUAGUAAUAGCCUUUCAAAAGGAUAUCAAAUUGUUAAGAUUAAUCCACAAUAUGUGACAUCAUUGAAUUCGGGUAAUCGCCCAAUGAAAAUUGAACAAAUAGGCAGCAAAAAAGACCCCGGGCAUUCUAUAUGUCACGGUCGCAAAUUUAUGCCUGAUAGUUUAGAAUCUGAAGCAAGAGGAAGUAGGUUAACUCGUGUUAAGUUCUCCCGGAUUAAACGCUUUAAAAAACCAUAUGAUGUGCCAUGGCGGUUUUCGUUUGAUUAUGCCAAUUUGACGAGCCCAGAUAUGGGAGAAGGGCUCAACAGCUCAUCUCCAACCAGUACCAAUGCAAGGGAGAGUCCUUCCCUCUCUUCCAUUCAUGCCAGUCCCACCAAAUUUGCAGUAAGGAGUACCUCAAAUUCCAACACCCCCGAAAAAAAGCAAAAUGGCCGUGACCGUGGGAGCCUGGUUAGAUCAAGGUCUCUCGAUGACUUGGAUUUAUCUAAAUUGAAUUUAAUGGACAAGCAGUAUAAUGUACAGGAAAGUAAAGAGAUUGAGAAAAUGUCCCAGAAUUUUCUAAAUCUUCACGUGGACUAAUUUGAAGAACAAUGAAUUCAAUAAAUUCUCUCACCAUUCCAUGUCAGUAUUAUUAAUAUGCUCCACUAUAAUUGUUGUCAGCUGAGUGUGCAAUGUUUCAUAACUUCAGAGUGAAAUAAUGCUCAACGUUUUUAAUGCAGUCAAUAUAAUCGUUAAUAUUGUACCUUGGAUUAAUUUCAAAUUUUCAAAUUUAUAAUUUUUGGACAACUAUUUGGUGACUGGGCAAUGAGUAAUUGAACUCAGCUCAAUUUCUGUAUUUGAAUCGACCAGGUUACAGUAGGCUAAUUGUGAUUCAAACCAUUGGCCCAAUUAAUGGCUUGGUCAUAUUUGCUCCGAUUUUCACUACAGCGUCCAGCUGAUUGAGUAUUUUGUUCAAAAUUGAAUACAAUAUUCAGGAAAACACUCAAUCGGCUGGGUGGCG